Acipenser ruthenus (sterlet) is the source of this 1987-nucleotide messenger RNA. RefSeq lists its product as uncharacterized. The record is from RefSeq and is a predicted model, not a curated record. The transcript is spliced from 7 exons. The coding region runs from base 739 to 1860 and encodes 373 amino acids. Lineage: Eukaryota; Metazoa; Chordata; Actinopteri; Acipenseriformes; Acipenseridae.
UUGAGAACUACCUUCAAAUCAUUAAAAGAAUGAUCAGAAAGCCAAAAUACCCACUUCAACAAGUAAUUCGUAGGUUGUCAGAAAAAAAAUGUGCUGGGCAAUCCAAGCAGUUGAAAAGAGGUUGCAAAAAGGAGCACUUCUCUGGGCCUUUACCUGCCAAUAUCCUCCCAUGUUUCAGGCAGUUUAAGGAAUUGCACAUGGACACCUUUAUGAUUUCUGUUAACACAGGUGACAAUGCCAUUCUUGUUGACCAAAACAUUUUUCUUGUAAAAAAUAUCAUUGUUGUUGACGACGUUACAAGCUUGGUUUGCCAAAAGUUUUCUGUAAAAGUCCCUUUCUUUCAAUAUCCUGUAGAUUCUCUUAAGAUAAAUAUAGCAUUUGUUAAAGAUCCACAACAUUAUAUUGUUCAUUUACCAGUGCCUGAUAUUUCUGCCAAAGUUGUUCUUUUGCCUUACAAUGAUGGGUUUGUGGCAUUUCCAUUAAAUCAUACCUUAGAGAUAAUGUAAUAAUUGGUGCACAAUAUCCUAAUUUAUUCAGUUUUAAUUCCAUUUCAGUUCUACUCCGUAUGUACUGUAGAUAUUGAUGAUUUAUCACUAUGAUCUGGUUCAGUCUUAUUUAGCAAAAUCAGCUUGGUUGUACUUUUUGUUGUUAGGACAUUUACAGUAAUAUAUUUCUGGUUUUUGGUGGCUUUUUCAAGUUUAUUUCACUCCAAUACCAUGUUAUUUUUUUAGAAUAACAAUGUAUGCAGUGGUUUUGUUCAAGGAAACUGAGGAGGUGGAAGUUGUACCAUCAGUUUGGUUGAAUGUGGAUAAACUUUUGUGCCUGUGGCCUUCUUAUAAAAGUACUGUAAGAGUUCGAAAAGCAGUGGAGCUUCAGGAGACACCCACCGAGACAUGGGACAAACACGAAGUACGGGUGCUUCAUGAGACAGUGACAUAUGAGAAGGCGCGCAAGAAACUGAGAAGGGCAACCGAAACAUCCGAUCUGAACACCACAGAUGAUGAACAAACACGGAAGCGGAAACCCUCUACAAAGCUGUCAUUUCUAGAAGAUGAAGAAGAUUUUUCCAUAAGCAAGAAUGUGAGAUCAUCACAAAGGAUGCCACUCUUGCCAACUCCACCUUUGUUUCCAACAACAGUAGCAUCACCCAGCAGCAGCAGCAGCAGCAGCAGCAGCAAGAACACCAGCAACAGUGAAGAUGGAAAUAUCAGCAGUGAUGACAGGAACUACAACAGCAACACCAGCAGCAAUGACACUGGAACUGGGAACAGGGACAAGAGCAGCUAUGUGCCUCUAUCAGACAGGGAUAGGAUGAUCUUCACCAUUUUAGAAGAAAUCAAGGGCCAGGGGAGACAAAACACCCUGAUGCUUCAGGCACUUCUCAAGCGGCAGCCUCAUGUAGAGCAAGAGCAUGGCAGCCUGCGCCUGGACGAAUUCCGGUUUCCUCUUGACACCAAGGAGGACAUUGACAGAGUGGAGAGGAUGUUAAUGGACCAGGCUACAGAAAAGGCACUGAUCACACACAUUUGUAGUCUUGGCGGCACCACAGCCGAUGACAUCAUCAGGCGCAUGAUGAGUCAUGUGCUGACCAACAAUCUGGCCAGAGGAUACAACUGGCUGGGGCGGGGAAACAAGAGCCCCUUUUCUGUCCUUGCACUGGCGAGAGUAAUCAAAGCUGCAGCCAAGAAGUCUUCUGUCACGGAGGCAGACACAGAGGCCAGGAUGAGGAGCUGGCUAAAGUACAGUGGAGACCGGGAUGGGGGGCGGAAGAGGAGGGCAGAAAAGAAAAAGGAUGCAGAGCCUGCAAAUGCUGCUACAAUUGCUGCUGCUAGUGCUGCCAGUGACAUUGAAGAAGAUUAAGAGAUUGUUUGAGCCAUCUUUUUGCAUUCUAGACAGAUAUUUGAACACAAAUAAGCUUAAUAAACACUGUUGAAUGUAAAGCUAGUUGUUUCUUUUUUCUUUCUUUCUCAAAUUCAAUUUGUUAUAG